CGCCAUGCCCAUCUUAUCCUGUUGUGGGACGGCCUUGGUCGCUCACUGAUCUGUUGAAACGUUGAUGUUAGCAAGCUUCAAAUGUCCAGCCUGCUCCUGUGUGUAGCUUUGUGGAUGUUCCAGGCAGCUCUGAGCGUAAUACGUACUCGAUCUCGUCCUAAGCUGGUCAGUUCGAGUGAUGCGAGCUUGGUGGGAUUCUCAAGUGCAUACCUCUGUGAGAAGGCGUGGAGCCUUGAACACAAAGACUUCAUUCCUCUCCUUGGCAUGCAUAGUCAGUCAUGUUGUAUACAAGCAUCUGAUUAUGACCGGGGCUGAUGAGGCUCGGAGAUGCUUACAACAAUAGCGAUAGGUCGCCUGAAGAGCUUUUUCAAGAGAUCUUCUAGUUUUUUCCGGUCGACGUAGUGCGCCUGAGCGGGC
Mollisia scopiformis is the source of this 417-nucleotide messenger RNA. RefSeq lists its product as uncharacterized. The transcript has a single exon. The record is from RefSeq and is a predicted model, not a curated record. NCBI's taxonomy places the organism in Eukaryota, Fungi, Ascomycota, Leotiomycetes, Helotiales, Mollisiaceae. Bases 82 to 315 code for a protein of 77 amino acids.